Molecule: messenger RNA, 4478 nt
Organism: Anguilla rostrata (American eel)
Lineage: Eukaryota; Metazoa; Chordata; Actinopteri; Anguilliformes; Anguillidae
Gene: amer3
Product: APC membrane recruitment protein 3
Exons: 3
Coding region: 686-3544 (952 amino acids)
Biological process (GO): regulation of canonical Wnt signaling pathway
Cellular component (GO): plasma membrane
Molecular function (GO): phosphatidylinositol-4,5-bisphosphate binding; beta-catenin binding
Source: RefSeq, a predicted model, not a curated record
GUCUAAACCUCUGACGCCUUAUCUGUGGUGUUGUUUCACAAACGCGCACAUUUUCCCAUCUAGCCGUCUGUACAUUGCUUCUCUGAUUCUGAGACGGUCUGGUGGACGCAGGCAUUCCCACGAUCAAUGAACAGGUUGGGCGCGAAAUGAUUAAUCCGGAGUUUGUCGUUCCUGGUAUGAGGACGUUACAGCGCUUUGAGUGACUGACCAGUUACAGCCACGGAUACUAUCCGUCCGGCGCAAUGUGGGAACAGGUAUGGAAAUACCAUCAUUAGCCUUUCAAACGGAAUGCAACUCCGCUCGAAGGCAGCCUUCUGUGAAAUUGUAGCACGAGAAACGAUUAUAAAUACGUGACUCUAAUUAUUGAUUGCAGGAGUAUGGUAGCGUUUCUAACCAAACGGUAAUUUAUCCUAAAUAUAGAUAAGGUAUGUGCCCUCCGAAGACAGCUCUGCUUAAUAAUUUAGCGGGACAGCUAUCGAAUGUGCGUCUUUUGGGAAUCUUGAGGACGUGAUGUUCCUCUUUUCUUGUCCAUCAUUUGCUCCAAAUUUUAAACUGGGGCCAUGGACAUUUUUUCCAUUAUUCCGAAGGAGGGUUUUUUUUAAACAUCGAGGAAGAGGACUGCGCUCCUCCCUUUGACAUAUGAGGUUUUUUUAUUGAAAUUAAGUGAAGUAUGUAACCAGCCCUCAUGGAAGAGCUGCCAAACACCCCAAAAGGAAGCAGACCACUGGCCCCUGGGGACAACAUCGGCCCCUGUAUGGAGGGGGGCAAUGGUGAAACUGAAUGUUUUAGUGAAGGCUGCCCCUCCCUUGGUGGCAUGGAAACCAGCAUUCAUAUCGAGGGCAGCUGCACCAAGUCUCCAGCAAGCCCCGUGGCACCCUCACUGGAUUGCCAGGAUAUCCUGUCCCCUGCCUUCACGGAUACCCUGUCGGCAGCCUGGGCCCAUACUGGGUCUGUGAGGAAGAGCAAGACCCAUGACUGUGUGGCGGGCAUGGGGUGGUAUGCAGUUGAGUUAGAUGACGGGUCCACUGAUAGUGGCGGCCACACGCCCACUGUCCGCCAAAAGGGGAGGCUAGUCAGCAGUGUCAGCUUCUCCGGGUUCGCAGUCUCACCGAGCGGACGGGCCAAGCUACUGCGGGAGAACCAGGGAGUGUCUGCUGGCUGCAGCCGGGAAAUUAUCGACUACCGCAACCUGACACCACAGGUGCCGUUUGUGCCCUCCUUUGCCAAGUCCAUCCCCAAGAAGAGGAUCUCCCUGCGGAGGCCCAGAAGGGCUAUCAAAGAUCUUUUGGGUAAGAAGAGGGCAAAGCAGGAGAAGGCGAUCUCCCCUCGCACCCCGACUCCUGGCAUGGCAGGUAUGGAACAUUUGGUUGUGCAUAAUGGGGUCAGGAAACACAGCAGAUCACGGAACCAUCCCUCUGCUGGGCACUCAAAUCCCCAUAAGCACAAUGACCCCCUCUCAGACUCCUCCUCUUCUGACUACUGCCACAACAUCUGCGAGGAUGUCACGUCCCUGAAGAGCUUCGGCUCUCAGACUGGGUGUGGGGAGAUAUUUGCAGAAGAGGAGAACCUCCUCCCUUUGGAGGCCACACAGGGCCAAGGUCCUGACAGGGACAUCUGCGAGCCCAGGAAAUCCAGCCCUGUGAUAGGGUCCUUCCAGGGAGGGGUGGAACAGAUGGCCUCCCCUGCCCACUCUGAGAUCUUAGACUUGUUUGGAAUGUGGGACAGCCUGGGCAGACCUGUUCUCUUGAGGCAGAGUCCCAUUAAAGAGGGCAAGGCAGUAAAUGCUUUGUCGUCCACCACUACCCCAACUAAACCAACUGCCGAACACUUGGCCACUUCACCACACACCUCUAUUCGCACACUGGAGCAGCGGAUGGAUACGGUGACACAAAAAAGUGACACCCAGGAAACCAUCUCCACCAGUGAUGAAGGCUAUUAUGAGUACAUCUCCCCAGGCCAGGAGGUAACAAGUAGGGAGGUUCUCUCUCCUUGUCGAUCGGCCCGCUUUCCCAGGGAUAGCUAUAGUGGGGAUGCCCUCUAUGAGCUGUUCUAUGAUCCAGGUGAGACAGGCAUGACCCCAAUCUUUGAUGAUGAGAUGGGUCUGUCAGAGAGUGUUCUUGGUCUGACUGGUGACCUUCCUAUGUCCAUGUACAGUUUCCAUGUUGGGGCGGAGGAGAAUCUGGCCCCUCCCUUGGCUCCACCCCUUGACCUAAUUGGUCAGGAUCUCCUGCAUAGCAGCUGGAGGGGGAAAGACUGUCUGCUCAAGCUGUGUGACACUGAGAUCUCCCUGGCUAUGGGGAUUGUGAACUGGUUCAAGCAGAGGGCUGAGAGGAUGAGCCUGGCCGAGCCUGAAAGCAAUGGGGUGGACACUGGGAAAGGCGCUACCUCCGCUAACAUGAACAGCAGAACAGUUUCUCCAAAGGUUCAGGAAGGGGCAAAGAGCCAGCUAUCAGUCAGAGAUUAUGACAACACAGGGCCAAUGAAUCCCAAAGAGACUGUACCUUGCCAGCCAGAUGCCACCCCAGUGCAAACCAAUGUUACCCCUACUCCCAUGGACGAAGGACCCAUUUCAGUCUCUCCAGGCAGCAGCAGCCACGUGAGGAGUCGUAUCAGCACCCCCACAAAUGGCUUUUGCUUCCGAAUAUUUAAUAAGGAUUCUCCCCUGACCCCUGAUGGAGACCUGGCAUCCCCUGCGCUGAGGUCUCCAGGCUCUGGGACAAGUGCUGUGUUCCUUCUAGCAAUUAACAAAGAUUCACUCUGCAGCUCUUGCAAGAGUUCCCUGAAGCAGGGCUCCAAAGAGCUCUACCUGUGUGUCUCCUGUCUGUCCCUCAUUGAGCACAUUUCGACCUCUGAUCUCUCUCAUUACACUGGCUGCGACAGGUCAGGGUCCCCAGGGACUCCCCGUUCACUCCCAAGGGGCUUCCUGGAUUCUCCCAUCAGCCCUUGCAUGUCAGGAAGCGAUAUUGACAUACUCCAGAUUCUUGAGCAGUGUGUCGGCCAGGUGUCCUCCCUGAAGAUCAGCGGCAGCCCCAGCAAAGGAGACCACGAUAAGGGCGCCUCCUUCCCCCAGCUCAGCAGCAAGAAAGAUGUUAAAGCAGAGGGUAAAGGGCAGAGGCACAGGUAUCUCAAAUCAAAGCAUAAGCGGAAAAUCAGUGGUGGAGGGAACAGCGGUGUCAUGGAAAAGGGUGACCACGGGACAUGUGGCUUUGACAAUGAUUCCUUACCUCACCUCGGAGCUGACUGCCUGGCCUCUCCUCCACUGGAGGAGGCUGGCAGCCUGAGUUCUGUCUCAGAACACAACCAAAACUCCACCCAAACACCUAGGCCCAGGUCCCUCCCGUUGUCUAAUUCCACCUACUCAGAGUUCGGCAGCAGUCAGAGUCAUGUCAUCGCCACACUGGGGGAGGCCGCUGCCACCACCAGGGGGCAGCCACGUGAGAAGGCGAGGCGGCACAAGAAGUCAGCCGUGAACCGAGAUGGGCCAUGUGGCUAUGUCAUGCUGGAGGAAAAGAAGGUGGAACGCCGAUGCAGGAUGAAGAAAUGAAAGUAGUUCAGCCACCACGGGCUGGUCAUAUAAAACCCAGCAAGAGCAGCACCAAUCCUGUCUUUAAAAGCCAGCUUCAACACUGUCUCCAAAUUUCAAUUUCUUCCUCUGGACACCACUCCUCAAUCAACACUAUCUCUGGCCCAUCCCUAUUCACCACCCUACCCAAAAUCUGACUAAUCCCCAAUCCAGUCCUCAACCCCUGUAACAUCACUAGCCUUAUCCUUAUCAACUUCCCAGAUCCCAACUUCAGCCAUCCCCAAAUUUAUCUCCAGUCACAUCUCUAACACCAAUCCAUUUCCUGCAAUCCCAAAUCCAGCCAUUCCCAAAUCCAACCCCAGCUCCAAUUCCUCCCAAAUCCAACUGCAUAUCCAAUGUCCCCUCCUUCAAUAUGGCCUCCUACUGCAUCUCCGCCUCUGUAUAGGGGAAUUUUAUGCUCAGUUUGUUCAUUUCUUCUUCUUCUUCAGUCUCUAUUUUUAUGGUUUUUGAAAAUGUUCACAUAAUUGGAUUACUUUAUAUCUUCAAGACAUCACUUAACUGAGAUUUUUUUAGGACAGUUGUCUGUGAAGUCUUUUGGACUAGUUUUGUUGCUCAAAGGAAUGACUAUCCUUUUAAUCUUUUGUAUACAGCAGAUUAGAAGAACAAACAAAAUUCAAGGACUGCAAAGCCUUAAGUGUGUCAAUUGUAUCGACUAUCCUGUUUUUUAUCAGUUAUAUGAUGGGUUUUUUUAAACUACACAUUUAAAAAAGAAAACCUUGUUUAUUGAAUUUUAAAUAGCAGCACAAUUGCUUUAGCACUCUUACAAAACAAACUAUAUUACUAUGGUGUCUGUUUUGUCUUUAUUGGGAACCUUUAUUUGAUUUAUUGGGUAAAUUAGAUUUCUGUGCAAUGUGAUAUAUUCUGUUGUGUGCGUGUGUGUGUGUGUGUGUGUGUG